CGACGGCUGGCGAUCUCCUCUCUGCCGCAAUGCUGUUAUAAGAAGAAGGAAGUGGUACGAAGCUGGACAAGAGUGUCGUCUGCGGCUAGAGCCAUCUCAAGCAGGAGUAGAACGAGUUUAGAAUCGCAUCACCGAGCGACAGAGAAAGGGGAGAGACAGAGAGAGAAAGCUGCCCUUUACUGUUAGGCCUAGAUGGAUUUGAAAGAGGAGGAACGUGAGGCCGACAUGAAUAUUCUGGACAAAAGGACCCCAAAUGUUAAGGAGGAGGACUAUGAAUGGGAGUACGUCCAACCUAAACAGGCAUGUCUGGGUAUUAAUGAUGAGGACUGUCAACUGGGGUCAGUGGGCAUUAAAGUAGAGGCUGAAGACACGUCUGCUCACGUUGAGGUGCACAAAUUUAAAAGGACUGAGAUUGUCAAGGAAGAUGAACAAGAUGGAGUGGUGACCAGGUUAGGCUCCUCUCAAAGCAGACACUGUCCAUCACCAGAGUCUUCUAUCAAUGUGAAGUCUGAAUCAUUUGAGCCUGACACAAAGAGGACUGAGGAGGUUUCAUCUGGUAGAACUCCAGAAGAUCAGCCAUCAACUUCAGGGAAGUCCACAGAAGGAGACAAACCUCAUUGCUGUUCUGAAUGUGGCAAACAAUUUUCGUCCGAGGGAUGUCUUAAGAUACACAAAAGAAUUCAUAUGGAAGAGAAGUCUUACUGCUGUUCUGAAUGUGGCAAGCAGUUUUUGAAAAGGUGUUUACUUCAUAGACACCAAAGGAUCCACACAGGAGAGAAACCUUACUGCUGUUCUGAAUGUGGCAAGCAGUUUUCGCACAAAUGGGAUCUUCAGAUCCAUCAGAGAAUUCACACGGGAGAAAAGCCUUAUUGCUGUCCUGAAUGUGGCAAACUAUUUUCAUCCAAGGGAUGUCUUAAGAUACACAAAAGAAUUCAUAUGGAAGAGAAGCCUUACUGCUGUUCUGAAUGCGGCAAGCAGUUUUCACAAAAAUGGCACCUUCAGAGCCACCAAAGAAUGCAUACAGGAGAAAAACCUUAUUGCUGUUUGGAAUGUGACAAGCGGUUUUCACAGAAGAGCAGUGUUCUAAGACACCAAACAGUUCACACAGGAGAGAAGCCUUAUUGCUGUUCUGAGUGUGGCAAACGAUUUUCAGAAAAGCGCAAUCUUCUGAAACACCAAACAAUCCACACAAGAGAGUAUCCAUAUUGCUGUUCUAAAUGUGGUGAGAAGUUUUUGAAAAAGACUCAUCUAAAGUACCACCAAAGAAUUCACACACAAGAGAAGCCUUAUUGCUGCUCUGAAUGUGGCAAGCAGUUUUUGCAGAGAUGGUAUCUUCGGAUCCACCAAAGAAUUCACACGGGAGAAAAGCCUUAUUGCUGUUCUGGAUGUGGUAAGCAGUUUUUGCAGAAGAGCAGUCUUCAAAUCCAUCAAAAAAUUCACACCGGAGAAAAGCCUUAUUGCUGUUCUGAAUGUGGCAAGAAGUUUUCGCAGAAGAGCAGUCUUCAGGUACACCAAAGAAUUCACACGGGAGUGAAGCCUUAUUGCUGUUCUGAAUGUGGCAAGCAGUUUUCGCUCAAGAAGAAUCUUCAGAGCCACCAAAGAAUUCACACGGGAGAAAAGCCUUACUGCUGUUCUGAAUGUGGCAAGCGUUUUUUAAAAAGGAGUUCACUUCAUGCACACCAAAGCAUUCACACAGGUGAAAAGCCUUAUUGUUGUUCUGAAUGUAGUAAGUGCUUUUUGCUCAAAACCAGUCUUCAGAUUCACCAAAGAAUUCACACAGGAGAGAAGCCUUAUCGUUGUUCUGAAUGUGGGAAGUGCUUUUCACAAGCUGGCAAUCUUUCGACCCAUCGAAAAAUUCAUACUUGAGAGAAGCCAUAUUGCUUUUCUGAACGUGGCAAGUGCUUAUCACAAAGGAGUCAACUUCAGCGCCACAAGGAAAUUAACAGUGGCAUCACCACAGUGGGACAGACUCUCAUGGUACACUUGUGUGUUCUUAAGAAAAUAAGAGAACCUGACACAGUCCAGUGUGCAUGUGAAGAUAAAGACGAGACCAAGUACUGCUAGUUCUACACAACUGCACAUGAGCUCUCAACUGAAGUGCAUCCUGGGACUGCUUGUGCAAAACUGCAGUGCAGAAAUGUAAUUUUGAUUUCCAAAUUAGAUAAUAUAGAAAAAUAUAUUCUUAAAAUUGGUAAUCUCUACGCUUUAGAAAAGUAUUUUAAGCCCAUGAGAAACGUUAUAUUUCCCUAGGUAUUAAGAUUAAAGUGUUAGGAUUAAAAAGGCUUAUGCCUACAUAUUUUUAUUAUUCUGUAUGAGCUAGAAACCACCACUGUUUCAUAAGCCAAAGGUCAGACGUGCAAGAGAGCUGGAAAGGACGGACCCCCUCUGUUAAAGAGGGAAUACGAACUUUCCAACUAUAAAAAUUGGGGUGACUGCUGAGCUAGCAGGGAGUAAUGAUAGGCCUUGUCAAACGGAUAUGAUGGACAGACUGGGGUUUGACACCCCAUCAGCUAAGAAAUAUUGGUAGAAUGAAUUAGAGGCAGGAUUAGAGCAGUGGAAGGAUAGGAGUCCGAUGAGAAUGAAUAAUGGCUUGUAUGAUAAGAAUUCUGCGGUGGGCUGGCACACUGUCCGGGGUUUGUUUCCUGCCUUGUUCCCUGUGUUGGCUGGGAUUGGCUCCA
Molecule: messenger RNA, 2678 nt
Organism: Polypterus senegalus (gray bichir)
Lineage: Eukaryota; Metazoa; Chordata; Cladistia; Polypteriformes; Polypteridae
Product: gastrula zinc finger protein XlCGF26.1-like
Exons: 3
Coding region: 193-1866 (557 amino acids)
Biological process (GO): regulation of transcription by RNA polymerase II; central nervous system development
Cellular component (GO): nucleus
Molecular function (GO): DNA-binding transcription factor activity, RNA polymerase II-specific; RNA polymerase II cis-regulatory region sequence-specific DNA binding
Source: RefSeq, a predicted model, not a curated record